Messenger RNA from Belonocnema kinseyi, 402 nucleotides. Its product is annotated as classical arabinogalactan protein 9-like. The record is from RefSeq and is a predicted model, not a curated record. The coding region runs from base 1 to 402 and encodes 133 amino acids. NCBI's taxonomy places the organism in Eukaryota, Metazoa, Arthropoda, Insecta, Hymenoptera, Cynipidae. The transcript is spliced from 3 exons.
AUGCUUGGGUCCAAUGAUCCCAAGUUUACAUUCGCCACCACCCUACCACCACAGUACAUUGAGGUCUGCAUCCCUACUUCAGCCCCAUCUCCCCAACCUGCACCAUCUCCCCCACAAACGCAUUUACCACCAGAAACCCCAUGGCCACACUACAGUGCAGUCUGCACCCCCCCGCUAGCUACUCCACCCUCAAAACCAGAAUACACACCUCAAUACAUUGAGAAUCCACCAAUAUGUAUUUCUCGACACCCUGAAGCUCUACUAGCACCAAGACCGAUCUGGAAGCCCUCACCUGCUCCAAGCAGCUUCGAUUGUGAAUACGCUUCCGGUUCUGGAAAGUCUUCCUCUUGGAAACUAAGGCCAAUCUACGUUGAGGAAUCCAGCAAAGAAGAAUGUCCAUAG